GCGCCCUUCAUCAUCUGUGGAUUUCGUUUCCUCUCCUUUCCCCUCUUUCGCAGCCUUCCUCCUCUCCCGUCUCCCCUCUCUUCUUUCGUUGCUUUCAUCGCCUUCGUUCGACUCGGUACCGCCAACAUGGCCCCGAAAAAAGCGGCGCCGAAGCCGGCGGCAAAGAAGGCCGCGGCGGCGAAGGCGGCCCCAAAGGUGGCUGUUAAGGUCAGCCCUAAAGUGUCAAAGGCGGCCCCAAAGCCGGCGGCAAAGAAGGCCGCAGCGGCGAAGGCGGCCCCAAAGGUGGCUGUUAAGGCCAGCCCUAAAGUGUCAAAGGCGGCCCCAAAGCCGGCGGCAAAGAAGGCCGCAGCCAAGGUGCCAGCAGCUCCGGCCCCUGCUCCAGUUCCCCCCAGCACCUCCGCUGCAGCCAGCAAAAGUGUGCCGGACAAGCUGAUCAAGAAAGGAAAAGGCGUUGUGGACCCGUACUUCGCGAAGGCCAGCACCUGCCGCGUGGUGGAGGACGACGGGCUGGUGUGGCAGUGCACGCUGAACCAAACCAACGUGGGCGACAAUAACAACAAGUUUUACGUCAUCCAGCUCUUGCAGGACGAGGUGUCACCGAUGUUCUACCUCUUUACGCGGUGGGGCCGCGUGGGCGUUCCGGGGCAGCAAGCAACGGAGCCGCGACCCAACUUGAUGGCCGGCAAAAUGGCCUUUCGGUCCAAGUUUCGGUCCAAGACGUGCAAUGAGUUUGCCACUCCCAACUUUGUGAAGGUGGCGGGCAAGUAUCAGCUGAUGGACAUCGACUACGGCGCGGACGACGACGACGACGAGGCGGAGGCAGAGGCGGCGGGCGGUGAUGGACAGGCAAAGAAGAAGCCGAAGACGGAGGCGGCGGCGCCACCCAAGUCGAAGCUGCCGAAGGAGGUGCAAGAGCUUAUCCACAUGAUCAGCAGCCAGUCGGCCAUGUCUAACACACUGCGCGAGCUUGAAAUUGAUACGAAGCGAAUGCCUCUCGGUAAGAUCUCGAAGGAGCAGAUCAAAAAGGCCUAUGGCGCCCUGCAAAAGAUUGAGGCGGAGCUGAAGAAGAAAAACCCCAACGUGGAGGCAGCCACCAGCGAGUUCUACACCCUCAUCCCGCACGACUUCGGCUUCCGCCGACCGCCGCUCAUCAACACCGUGGUGAUGAUGAAGGACAAAAUUCAAAUGCUCGACGCACUCUCCCAGCUCGAGGUCAGCUCCAGCCUGCUCAGCCGCGAGCCGGCCUCUGCGGAGAACCCGCUCGACAAGACCUACGACGCCCUCGAUUGCGAGUUGCAGCCGCUGGCCCGCACCGAUGCGGAGUUCCAGCUGGUGGAGGAGUACGCGCGCAACACGGCCGGGGCCACGCACAACUCGUACUCCCUUUACGUCGAAACCGUCUUCAAGGUCAAUCGCAAGGGCGAGUCUCAGCGCUACGAGAGUCACUCCAAGUCCAUCGGCAACAAGCAGAUUCUCUGGCACGGCAGCCGCACUACCAACUACGUCGGCAUUCUCUCGCAGGGUCUGCGCAUCGCCCCGAAGGAGGCCCCCUGCACGGGGUACAUGUUUGGCAAAGGCAUCUACCUGGCCGAUACGUGCACCAAGUCCGCCAACUACUGCUGCACCUCACGGACGAACAACAACGGUCUUAUGCUGCUGUGCGAGGCGGCGCUGGGCAAGCAGAAGGAGUACCUCAACUCGUGCUAUAUGGAGAAGGCGCAGCCUGGCUUUGACUCGACGAAGGGGCUUGGCAGGAUGCACCCCGAUCCGAAGAAGUCGACGGUGGUGGACGGUGUGCUGUGGCCAAAGGGUCCGAUGGUCAACGACGCGGCGACAAACUUGUGUUUGCUGUACCCGGAAUACAUCGUGUACGAUGUGGCACAGGUGCGUAUGCGGUAUCUUAUCAAGAUGCGCUUCGACUACAAGCGCUAA
This is a messenger RNA of Leptomonas pyrrhocoris, 1932 nucleotides long. RefSeq names its product putative poly (ADP-ribose) polymerase. NCBI's taxonomy places the organism in Eukaryota, Euglenozoa, Kinetoplastea, Trypanosomatida, Trypanosomatidae. The record is from RefSeq and is a predicted model, not a curated record. The transcript has a single exon. Gene Ontology annotation, molecular function: NAD+ poly-ADP-ribosyltransferase activity. Bases 127 to 1932 code for a protein of 601 amino acids.